Molecule: messenger RNA, 4135 nt
Organism: Electrophorus electricus (electric eel)
Lineage: Eukaryota; Metazoa; Chordata; Actinopteri; Gymnotiformes; Gymnotidae
Gene: stac
Product: SH3 and cysteine rich domain
Biological process (GO): positive regulation of protein localization to plasma membrane; positive regulation of voltage-gated calcium channel activity; skeletal muscle contraction
Molecular function (GO): transmembrane transporter binding
Source: RefSeq, a predicted model, not a curated record
UCGCGUGCGAACGUCGUUUCCCGGUGGUCCCGCGUGGGGAAGGCGGGUUGCACGCUCCGGUGGUCUCUGCCUUCCUUCCUUGCAGUUAAGCUCGCUCUUUCCCGCCAGGCACGCUCAGCAGUGUGUGCUUCUUUCUUUCAACAAAUCACGAAUAAAAGAGUUACGCAUGUAGUUCGGGAUUACGCGCAGAGUCAGGGGCUACGGCACGAGGACCUCAUGCUCCCUUUCCAAGGCGCGAGUCCGUAGAGACCGUGCGACGGCUCACGGGAACUAUGUGACCAGCGCGAGUACGCAGGGGUGCGCGAACGCUACCGAAGCACAGUUCCAGUUCCAGGCUGACUUCCCACCAUGAUCCCCCCGGCCAGCGCGGCGCAGAGCGGCGACUGUCCCGGCAGGGCGGACGUAGGCGAGCAGGCGCACCUGGCCCAGGACAGCACGAGUCAGCACGAGUCUAAGCUACAGAAGCUGAAGCGCUCGCUCUCCUUCAAGACUAAGAGCCUCCGCAGCAAGAGUGCCGACAACUUCUUCCAGCGUCCCAGUUCCGACGCGAAGCUCCGCGCUGAGCUCCUGUCCGAGGUGAGCGGCAGCACGGGCCACCUGAGUGCCGUGGGCGUGUCCCUGACGGCCCCGCCCUGCGUCGCCGCCUCCCCCCCGACUCCGCCCCCGCCGGUACCAUGUGGCGGGGUUCCUCUGACCAUCUGCUCGCCAUCGCGUGCCCCCCGGCCCACCGAUCCCACGGCACACACCUUCCUGGAGCACACCUUUAAGAAGCCGCACUUCUGCGACGUCUGCAACCACAUGAUUGUAGCUUGCCAAGGUGGAGCAGGCAAAGUUUUCGGCCCCAACGCCAAGCUGGGACUCCGGUGCAAGGCCUGCAAAAUGGGCAUCCAUCACAAGUGUCUGGACGGGGUGGGACAGCAGAGAUGCAUGGGCAAGCUGCCAAAAGGCUUCAGGAGGUACUCCAGCUCCCCCCUCCUAAUCCAGGAGCAGUUCGGCUGCAUUAAGGAAGUCAUGCCCAUUGCGUGUGGCAGUAAGGUGGACCCUGUAUAUGAGACGCUGCGCUUUGGGACGUCUUUGGCCCAGAAGACCAAGAGAACCAGUGGCUCAGAGUCACCCAGAAACUCUACUAGUGACCUGGCUCAGGUUCCAGAAGAGGCAGCUGCUCACACCAGUCACGCAGAACUCACUAGGAAGCACAGCGACAAUGUUUUUACAUCUUUGGAGAACGGAACAGAGAACUUCACCGUGGAGGAGAAGAAGCCAGAAAACACGCCGAAGGAUCUCUUGCAGCUCAACACGUGUGUGGCCUUGUACAGAUUCAACCCUCAGGACAACCAGGACUUGGAAAUGAGGCCGGGUGAUCGAAUAAUAGUGGCAGAUGAUUCAAAUGAAGAUUGGUGGAAGGGUGUGAUAGAUGACCGCAUAGGUUUCUUCCCAUCAUCUUUUGCGCACCAAGUGAAGCCAGGUGAUCGGGUGUUCCGCUGCAACAGAACAUUCAUUGGCUGCAAGGAGCAAGGCCAAAUCACCCUGAAAGAAGGACAGAUCUGCGUGAGCUGUGUGGACGAGCACAACGGCUUCAUCAGAGUAGCCAGUGGUAAGAAGAGGGGCUUCGUCCCCUGCGACGUGCUGGAGAACGUCUGAGGAGCGAGAACUUCUGCAGGAGCUGGAGAGGUCGGAGAGAGAGGGAAGGACCACAGGAGAGGAGCACAGAGGUCCGGAGGAGGACCUCCGUGCCGAGGACCGGCGACACGGUUGUCCGUGCCAUCUCCAGUCCGGUCUGGACAAACAAAUCGGGCAUCUGCAGUGACACCUAAGAGUCACUGAGCUGCCAGGGGUUGGACCCACACCACAGAGGCGUGCAAACAUCUCCGGCGAGGACACAAUUAAUCCAUCUCUUUUCCAUCCAUCCCUCUGUUACAGGGCGACCACAGGAAGUGGAAUCGGACGUGAAUCGCUAAGACCGAAACUUUUCCAGGUCUGAUUUAUCUAUAAUAACAUGAACAGAAAACUUCUCACUGGUUUUCUUUGAGUUUUUUUUUUUUUUUUUUCUGCUAUCGCAACAGCGUUUGAAAGUUUUUAUUCCUUUGAUGUCGGAUGACUUUUCACUCCUCUAAAAAGGCAGUCCCAUGUCAACAUGAAGUGCCCUCACGGAAAGAAUAGCGCAGAUUCCUCAAGAAUUGGACAAGGGAGUAUUUUUAAAAGCGGAGAGUAACGUGGGCACAUUUUGUUGGACAGAAAAUUCCCCUCUGAAGGAAACCACACGUUCCCAUCACAGAAUAUGUUUUAAAAAAGACACGAACAACAUUUCAUAACGAAUGAUACCAGGCCGUGACCUGACAGAGCACAAAGCUGAACUUUCACAUGUGGCUGGAAAUUAGAAGUCCUGUAUGAAACGGUGUUUGUCGGGCAUCAGGAACGUGCUGUACACUUCCUGUGUGUGACGCUUUUGACUUUAACUGCUAGACAGAAAUGACAAUAUUUAAGUUACAAAAUAUCUGCUGUUCUGGUAGAAUUAUCACAGGAAACGUUUGAAGAAGCAUCAGCCAUUUUAUCUGAUAUUAACAUUAGCGUAAAAUCUUUCUUUAUCUGAUAAGACUUUAUAAAUUCAGGUAUUAUGGUUUCUGGUGUUUAAGGUGACUCGGAUUAGAUAACACUGCAGUGCUGUUUAGUUCAGCUCACUGUAACACUGGUGAGACUACAGUGCUGUUUAGUUCAGCUCACUGUAACACUGGUGAGACUACAGUGCUGUUUAGUUCAGCUCACUGCAUCACUGGUGAGACUACAGUGCUGUUUAGUUCAGCUCACUGUACCACUGAUGAGACUACAGUGCUGUUUAGUUCAGCUCACUGCAUCACUGGUGAGACUAUAGUGCUGUUUAGUUCAGCUCACUGCAUCACUGGUGAGACUACAGUGCUGUUUAGUUCAGCUCACUGCAUCACUGGUGAGACUACAGUGCUGUUUAGAUCAGCUCACUGUACCACUGGUGAGACUACAGUGUGCUGCCAGUUCAGCUCACUGUACCACUGGUGAGAAUACAGUGUGCUGCCAGUUCAGAUCACUGCACCACUGACACCUUUUCUCCAUCCCUUUGAGGAAUACUUAAAGCAAAAAUGUUGAGAGUUUAGUUUUGUUCCUCUACACACAAGCAAUCAAAAUAAACAGGAAGAAGAAAAAAGACUAAGGGAGUUUCUAAAUAAAUAAUCUAAAUAACCUCAGAUUAAGCAGGAGGCGAGAUGCAUGUGUUGAGCAGGUUUUUUAAGAAUAAUUUAAGAGACCUUAAAUUCUUAGAAAACACUGCAUGGACCAUGAAAACGGAGCAGAAGAAUACAUUACAGUUAUAAUAUACGAGUUUAUACGACUACAGAUUCUAAUGAGCCAAUCAGUUUGCUGCAAUAUAGUUAAUAAUUGGAGGGAGGGGCCAGGGCAGAGCUAGAGGAGGGUAGGCCAAUCUAGAGGGACUACACCUAGGGUGGAACCUCCCCUACUGGAGUCUCUGCAUUUAAGAUAAACAUACAAAAAAAUAGGAAUACGGCACAAUUGAGCUGUGUGUUGUAUAUUUUGUAGUCACUAGCAAUUCAUUGAACAGCUAAUGUGUAGUUUGGUCAUCACACCUGAGUUCCAGGUAAAGGGGGCAGAGGUAGAAGGUGUGCAGUACUGAAUGUCUCGAUACCUCUGGAAUAUAAUAUUAAACACGUUUUUAAAAAGGAGCGUGAACAAAACAGCUGCUAAAGGAAAGAUGACAACAGCCAGUAAGCAGACUGGAUAAAACUUACUGGUUUCCACUAGCUUUACUGGGUCAUUAGCCCUGUUAGCCUUUUUGAGAGAUUUAUUCCUUCGGUAUAUAAGAUACAGCGCAUUUAUCUGGUUCCAUCAGUCUGUUCUCUGAGCUGCUUAGCACUGAGGAAGGGUUUGUGGGUAAUUAUGGCAUUGUACAUAUUGUAUGCACAGAAUAAAAGUCUAUUUCUUGAUGGAUGGGGUGGAACGCCUGUUUGCACUGAGCUGGAUUAAACCUCCCACUGUGACGCUGAUUAACAUAAAACCUACUGUAGCCAAUUAAUUACUUAAUUAGCUCACUUUAGUGAAAAAGUUCAUUAGCCAGUAAAUGAUCCAAUAAAAUGGGGAGCAAAAGAAAUUA